AUGGUAGCCGAUACCUCGUCCCUAUAUGACCUCCACCAGGUAUAUAACUAUGUCGUUGUGGGCGGAGGGACAGCGGGGUCGGUCGUCGCGAAUCGACUCUCGGAAGACCCGAGAUUCAGUGUGUUGGUGUUAGAAGCUGGAGGCAAUAGUGUCGGCGAUCCCCGGAUCACUCUUCCGGGUCUAGCUGCCAACACUUAUUUUGAUCCGGAAUUUGACUGGUGCCUCACCAGUACGCCACAGGAAGCACUCAACGGCAGACGCAUCGCCGAGCCCCGCGGGCGCACUUUGGGCGGUUCCUCUGCCAUCAAUCUGGGCAUGGCCAUCUACCCCAGAAACUCUGGAUGGAACUGGGGAUGUCUGUCUGGUUACAUCCGCAAAUCACAGACGUUUACUCCUCCUUCAGACGAGAUUCGCGACCAGCUGUCGCUCGACUAUAUCGACCCGGCGGUACAGGGCACCAGUGGCCCCGUGCAUGUUUCCUUUGGCAAUGGGCCAUUUUCCGCCUUCAACGCUGCGUGGCCUAGAACAUUCGAUGCUUUGAACCACCGAUUGACAGGCGACCCAAUUCAUGCCGGUGUCGCGUACUAUGACGAUGAAGCAGCCCAAAGGAUAAACCUGAGGGUAGUCACGGAAGCAUUAGUGGAGAGGAUUAUCCUUGACAAGACACGAGAAGGCGAUGUCAUUGCGACGGGUGUUCAAUUUGUUGGCAAAGACGGCAUCCGGCGUGCGAUAUCUGCCGCAACAGAGGUCAUUAUGGCUGCUGGUGCCAUCAAGACGCCCCAUUUACUCGAGCUUUCCGGUAUCGGUAACGCAGACCUUCUUCAAACCCACGGAAUCGAACCGCUCAUCAACAACCCGAACGUUGGAGAGAACCUACAAGAACACGGCUUUGUCCCAUUCAGCUGGGAAGUAGCCGACGGACAGGUGACAGGCGAGGCGCUCCGCGACCCAGAAAUUGCCAAAGUCGCCAUGGAGGCGUGGCAAAGCUCGGGAGCAGGACCACUCGGUCUCUGUCCCAUUUCUUCAGCCUUUAUGACUCUCCCAGAGCUGCGGGACGGUGAACUCCAGGGCCUGCUAAAACGGUAUCUGGAUAAGGAAGUCCCCCAAAGCCGAACCGCGCAAUAUCAAAUCCUGCGCCAAUUGCUCGAAGACGCCCCAGCCCCAAGGGAAUCUAUCUACGGCAUGAGCGAGCCAGAAUGUUUUGUCAGCAUCGUGGCCGUGCUUAACCGGCCUUUCUCACGUGGAUUCGUACAUCUUUCCUCACCAGACCCGACAGUUUUACCAAUCUUCGACCCGAAAAUGCUGUCGCAUCCGCUAGAUCUGGAGCUCCAGGCACGGCAUGUGCGGUGGCUGGAAACUCUGGCUGAGACCGAGCCCAUGGCGUCGUUGUUGAAGCCGAAUGGGCGGAGAUUGCACCAUCCAAAGCAAGUGUCAAGUCUGGAGACGGCGCGUGAGCUUACUCGAGACCGCAUCGUGGCGCAUUACCAUGUUGUGGGCACGGCGGCAAUGAUGCCGAGGGAUCUCGGGGGUGUUGUGGAUGAUCAAUUGAUGGUUUACGGGUGUCGCAAUCUGAGGGUUGUGGAUGCUAGUAUUAUUCCGCUAAUUCCUCGGGGGAAUAUUCAAGCGACGGUGUUUGCGGUGGCGGAGAAGGCAGCUGAUAUUAUCAAGGGGGCUGAUAAUGGGGCAUGAAAGGAAAAGACUCCGAUUUUGAACCGAGG
Messenger RNA from Aspergillus heteromorphus CBS 117.55, 1718 nucleotides. RefSeq names its product GMC family oxidoreductase. Gene Ontology annotation, molecular function: flavin adenine dinucleotide binding; oxidoreductase activity, acting on CH-OH group of donors. Lineage: Eukaryota; Fungi; Ascomycota; Eurotiomycetes; Eurotiales; Aspergillaceae. The record is from RefSeq and is a predicted model, not a curated record. The coding region runs from base 1 to 1689 and encodes 562 amino acids. The transcript is spliced from 5 exons.